Molecule: messenger RNA, 807 nt
Organism: Caenorhabditis remanei
Lineage: Eukaryota; Metazoa; Nematoda; Chromadorea; Rhabditida; Rhabditidae
Exons: 4
Coding region: 1-807 (268 amino acids)
Cellular component (GO): cytoplasm
Molecular function (GO): GTPase activity
Source: RefSeq, a predicted model, not a curated record
AUGUACGGAGUCCUUGUUAUCGGAGCUCCUGGAGCUGGUAAAUCAACAUUCUGCGCAGGUUUGACUGAUAUUUUCACACAAACCGGGCGGCCCUUUGUCACGAUUAACCUAGAUCCGGCAAACGAUACAAUGGCGUAUGCACCAGAUGUGAAUAUCUCAGAGUUGAUCACUGUAACAGAUGUAAUGGAUCGACUGGGUCUCGGGCCGAAUGGAGCUCUGAAAUACUGUAUUGAGACACUCGGAACGAAUAGCGAUUGGCUUCUUCAAAAAAUCGAAGCAAACCGCAAGAAAUAUAUGAUCAUCGACUGUCCUGGUCAAUUGGAACUUUAUAAAAGUGAAGGAGAAUUGUGGAAAGUGAUCAGACAUUUGGAGAAAGCUGGAGUUCGUCUAUGCGCUCUCCAUUUAGCUGAUUCGUUGUAUUGCAGUGAUCCGUCAAAGUUUAUUUCUGUCGCACUUUCAACAUUAGCAACAAUGGUGACAAUGGAAAUGCCACAAGUGAAUUGCCUAUCGAAAGCAGAUAUUUUCUCACCCGAAGGUACCUACGAUCUCGAUUUCUUCUCAUAUUUACCCGAUGUCAAUCGCCUUCUGGAUCUUCUGAAUGAAGUUCCCGGGUUGGAGAAAUAUCGAAAGUUGAAUGAAGCAAUUUGUGGAGUUAUCACUGAUUUCGAUCUUGUUUCAUUCGUUCCGCUGGCAGUUGAGAAUAAGGAAUCAAUGAUGAAAGUGAUUCAAAUGGUCGAUACAGCGAAUGGAUUCUCUUUAACUGAACAAGGAGAUAUUCGAGAACUGAUUCUUAAUUCGAAGUCGUGA